AAUAGGUAAAUUAGUAAUAUCCUGCAAAAAUCUAGCUCAAAGGCCUUAAACUCUAAAAAACCGGCAUUACUACUCUCUAAACCCCAACUCAUUCUUCACUCCCAAAACCCUAACCACCCUUCUUCUCCCCCAAACCCUUGUUUCUCACUCUCAUUCUCAGGUUCUUUCAAUCGCGAAAAAAAUGUCGACGACUAACGUUUUAGAUGAAGAAACCUCCAAAAAAGUCAUACGCCAGGUUGAGUUUUAUUUCAGUGACAGUAAUCUUCCCCGAGACAAUUUCUUGAGGAAGACAAUCGAAGAAAGUGAAGAUGGAUUGGUGAGUUUGGCUUUAAUUUGUUCGUUUUCGAGGAUGAGAGGUCAUCUGGGUAUAGGAGAUGUUAAAGCUGAUGAUGUUUCUGAAGAUACUGUUAAGGCUGUUGCUGAUACUUUGAGGACUUCUGAUUUUCUCAAAAUUUCGGAGGAUGGGAAGAAGGUUGGCAGGAGAUCUGAACUUAGCAAACCAGAAGAGGUGAUAGAACAGGUUGAUAGCAGGACAAUAGCUGCAGCACCACUACCAUAUGAUGUGAAGCUAGAAGAUGUAGAAUCCUUCUUUUCUCAAUUCGCAAAGGUUAACAGUAUCAGGCUUCCCCGUCUUGUUUCACACAAAAACUUGUUUUGCGGGACUGCUUUGGUUGAGUAUUCUACAGAGGAAGAUGCAGAGAAGAUUUUGGCACAAAAUUUAACAUAUGCUGGUGCUGAUCUGGAGCUCAAGCCAAAGAAAGACUUCGAUGCUGAAAGAGAAAAGCUAGAAGAGGCAUAUGAAAAGUCAGGUCGUGGUCAGGGAAAGUCUAAAAGUUCUGAAGAAGCCAACUAUCCUAAAGGCCUAAUUGUUGCAUUCACGCUAAAGAGCAAGUCAUCAGGAGACGAAUCCAAGCAAAAUGGUUCAACUGAGCAUGCUAGUGAGGCUGAGGUUUCUAAGAGAAAUGGAGGAGAAUCUGUGACAAUUGGAUCUGAAGAGGCAGACAAGGCAGCAGAAAGUGAUAAAAAUGGUACCGUUGAAGAUGCUGAUGAAGCUAAGGAAGAAGCAACAGCUGAAGGUACUCCUGACGAGGAAGAGAAGGAAACUGAGAGUGAAGAGAAAUCUUCUAAUAGUGCUGACAAAAAGGAUGUUGAAAAAGCAGCACCAGAAGGCAGAAAUGCUGUUGAAUCCUACAAGGAUAAUAUGGAUGUGGUUAUUCGUGAAGAUCUGAAAGCUUUAUUCCAGAAAUUUGGCACUGUCAAGUACAUAGACUUCAAGAUGGGAGAAAGUUCAGGAUACAUUAGAUUUGAGGAACCAGAGGCAUCCCAAAAAGCUCGUGCUGCUGCAGUGCUCACAGAGGAUGGUGGUUUAGUUGUUAAAAAUUUUAUCGCUGCUCUAGAACCUGUGACUGGUGAUCAAGAGAAGGAAUAUUGGAGCCAAAUUCAAGGAAGUCAAGGGAAAUUUCGGGAUAAUAGGGGCGGACACAGAGGAAGGGGAGGAAAAUUCAACAGAGGCGGAAGGCAUGGGCGACCUCGAGACAGAGAUUCACCUGCUGGUCGUUUCAACAAAGCUCAAAAAGUCUCGACAUAAGAUUUUGAUACUAUAAUCCCUAGAGGUUAUGAACAAUGUUAGGCAGUUGUGAUCACAAUUUUGUAUCAGAAUUUGAACUCGACUAAAGGCCUAUACGGAUUAGCUUUCAUCUGUUGUUUUUGAAGUGACAACUUUUAGUGAACUUAAAUUUUUUUUAUAAUUCUUGUUUAAGAGUUUGUCCUUCCA
This is a messenger RNA of Chenopodium quinoa (quinoa), 1774 nucleotides long. Its product is annotated as la protein 1-like. The transcript has 10 exons. The coding region runs from base 182 to 1588 and encodes 468 amino acids. Gene Ontology annotation, molecular function: mRNA binding. The record is from RefSeq and is a predicted model, not a curated record. Gene Ontology annotation, cellular component: nucleus. NCBI's taxonomy places the organism in Eukaryota, Viridiplantae, Streptophyta, Magnoliopsida, Caryophyllales, Amaranthaceae. Gene Ontology annotation, biological process: RNA processing.